AUGGCAUACCCUCAAAAUUCAUAUCUUCAAACAACUUUCACCACUCCAGGAUUCAUCAGUAGAAGACGAGAUACCGUAUACUUAACAACCUUACUAUAUCAAUUGGAAGUUUUGAAAACCACUGGAAGAUACGAUGCGUUUAAAUUACAAUGGCAUCCAUCGUAUAAUGACGAACCGGAUGUUUGGCCAGUACCCAAUCAUCUGUUCUGGGACUCGGAUAUUGCGAAGUGGAUAGAAGGAGCUUGUUACUUUUUGCAGUGUGAGGAAAAUUCGGAGAUUGAUGCUGCGGUUGAGGAGUUGGUGGAUAUGAUUAGGUCUGCUCAACAGGAAGAUGGAUAUCUGAAUAUUCAUUUUACCGUUGUUGAGCCUGGGAAGAGAUUCACGAACUUAAGAGAUCUGCAUGAAUUAUAUAAUGCUGGUCACUUGAUUGAAGCUGCACUUGCACAUAAUCAAUAUUACAGGAAUAACCUCUUACUGGAGCCAAUUCUGAAAUAUGUUGAUCUACUAGCUUCAACCUUUGGACCGAAUCCAGAACAAAAACACGGAUACCCUGGUCAUCCUGAGAUUGAACUUUCUUUUCUACGUUUGUAUGAAAAGACAGGAGAUCCCAAACAUUUGAAUCUCGCAAGAUAUUUCAUAAAUGAGAGGGGAAAUCUAAAGGGACAAGAUGGUCGACAUUACUAUGAUGUAGAAGCGGAAGCGAGAGGCGAUCGACCAAAUGAGAUGCCAAAAUAUUUUCCUGAAAAGCGAAGCUAUUGGUAUCAACAAGCACAUGAGCCAAUAGUUGAGCAAGAAACUAUUGAAGGCCAUGCUGUUCGAGCAAUGUAUCUUUUAACAGCCGUCUCUGAUCUUGUACGAGUUGAUAACGCAGGAGAUACAGAAGCAAAAAGAACUGCAGUAGAGCGACUGUGGAAUAACAUGGUGCAAAAGAAGAUGUACCUGACAGGAGGAAUCGGAGCCAUAAAACAAUGGGAAGGUUUCGGGAUUGACUACUUUCUGCCUUCGGGUACAGACGAGGGCGGAUGUUAUUCAGAGACCUGUGCGGCUAUAGGGGUUAUGAUGCUUGCCGAGAGACUUUUGCAGCUUGAUUUGGACGGGAAAUACGCCGAUAUCAUGGAGCUGUGUUUCUACAACGCUGUUUCUACGGGUAUGUCAUUAAAUGGGAGACAGUUCACAUAUGUCAAUCAAUUAGCAUCAAGUGAUACCGAUCUAUCCCAACGGGCGAAGUGGUUCACAUGUGCUUGUUGUCCACCUAAUGUCACCAGACUUCUGGGGUAUAUUGGUGGCUACCUUUGGACUUCUUCUUAUGACGAAAAGAAGAAUUUCGUGGAAGUCAAUGUCCACAUGUAUGCUUCUGCAAUAUUGAAAAUCCAGGUAGCAGAGCACACAGUGGAGUUGGAACAAAAGACAAAUUGGCCAUGGGAUGGGAAUAUCCAAUUUGAAUUGAAGAAUCCUCAAAAGAUACCAACAACAAUCAGACUAAGAAUACCUGGCUGGGCAGAGGAAUGGACUAUACUCCCAAAGCUCGAAGGAGAUGGCCCAAAGCCCGUGAAAGGAUACUUAACCAUCCCCAAUGAUUAUCUGAAAGCACAUCCAGCAUUUCAACUGAACAUCCCACUAAAACCACGAUAUAUCUCACCACACCCAUACACGAACCAAAAUAUCGUAGCGCUAGCUCGUGGUCCAAUAGUCUAUUGUGUUGAGGAUUAUGAUAACCCGUGGGUAGAUGAUCAUUUCAAGAGUCUCUUGUUUGACACCGUGGGUAAAAUAAUGGAAAUGAAUGCGGAUAUGAAUAAUGAGCCGUAUAAGAGAUUGUCGGUACAUAAUGCUGCUACGCUUUGUGGGAUUCCAGAACAGGCAAGACCAGAUGUAGCUCACAAGGUGGAGGGUCUUAUCGGGUUGGAUAUUGAGGAGCUUCACUUUAUUCCAUAUGCUCUCCGGGAUAAUCGAGGGGGGAAAGGACAUAUGAGAGUUGGGUUGCGGAGACUUACUACACCGGUAUAA
Messenger RNA from Sclerotinia borealis F-4128, 2004 nucleotides. The record is from the annotation of a GenBank genome assembly. Lineage: Eukaryota; Fungi; Ascomycota; Leotiomycetes; Helotiales; Sclerotiniaceae.